GUUACAGUUCUACAGUGAAUACGGGGAAAACAACAUGCCAACGGAACUGGACUCAAAGAAUGGCAUCCUCAUCCGCAUCAUGACGGUGGCGGACUACCAGCCAGUGAAGAUAUUUAUGGGAGGCAAUUUCUAUAAUGGAGAGCCACUCUGUGCGUCUUCUGGAGAGGAUGUGCAGAAAUGCUAUGAAAAGGAAAACGAUGAGUAUCACAUAUCCAUGAUAGAGCAGGGCACCUGCCUGUUGGCUGUGGAUGAGAACAAUGGCGGACGCAUAGUGGGCUUGGUCCUGGCAGGUGGUCAGAUUCCCAGCGAUUUGGAGAAGCAUCGCAAGGAGGCCGCUGCCAUGGAGCCAAAUACCUGGGGACGCAUUGCAGUGUUCUUGUCCAAAAUUGAAAUCGAAAUCAAUCUCUUCAAGCGUUACGGAGUUUCCAAAAUCCUCUACUCGCAUAUAACCAAUGUGGAUGCCUCAAUGCGUGGCAAAGGGCUGGGCUCACGUCUGGCUGCCGCUCUGAUGGAAGUUGGUCGCAGCAAAGGCUUCCCGCUCAUGAUAGCCUAUUGCUCCAGCUACUACUCGGCACGUCAGAAGGAAGCCUUGGGCAUGGAGUGCGUAUACUCGAUAGCCUAUGCCGAUUACAAGGACGAAAGUGGCCAAGUGGUGUUCAAACCAGCUGCACCACACACACAUUUACGUGUUAUGGUCAUCAAACUCUAAGCAGUUGGUAUUUUGCACCAUUUAGUGAUAAUAAAUUAGGCAAAAAAUAUGUGUUAUCUAGUUGUAAAUAAAAUUUUCCACCAGUUGCUGUGUCUAUUCAA
Drosophila novamexicana is the source of this 810-nucleotide messenger RNA. RefSeq names its product dopamine N-acetyltransferase-like. NCBI's taxonomy places the organism in Eukaryota, Metazoa, Arthropoda, Insecta, Diptera, Drosophilidae. The record is from RefSeq and is a predicted model, not a curated record. Gene Ontology annotation, molecular function: N-acetyltransferase activity. The transcript has a single exon. Bases 35 to 709 code for a protein of 224 amino acids.